CCUAUUUCCAUAACGCGGGCAGAAUGGUGGACUAUGUACGCAAAGGAACAAACAUGGCGUUGGGAUGUAUAACAAGAACCUCAUGGUUUCAUCUGUUUUCCUGGGUUCUACUACUUAAUAUGAUGGCAACAGGUUCGGGUGUAUCAAAUUGGAAAAUUCGACUGGCAGGCUCACUGCUAUCCACUGAGGGGCGAGUAGAGGUGUUAAUAGAUGGACGAUUUGGUACCAUCACGGAUUUUGACACGUGGGGCCACAAUGAAGCUCGAGCAGUCUGCAAUCAGCUUGGUUUCCCUGAUGAUAAUGUCGCAUCUCUAGGAGGAGGUUACUACGGUCAGGGGAGCGGGCCGGUCUACUUUUUAAGUGUGAAAUGCCCUGAAGGAGCCAGCGUCUUGGACAAUUGUACUUAUGUCCGAGAGAACACGGAAAACAAUCAUGGGUUCGACGCAGCGGUUACAUGCAAAGCGCCAAUUCGCCUGCAUGGAAGCAAGAGUAGUGGACGUUCAAUGAGAGGAAUUAUUCAACUAUAUAAUGAGAAGUGGCUCGAUUUGUGCACAACCAUAUGGACAGAGGCCGAAUCAGAGGUGGCAUGCAGACAACUUGGUUACUCGACAGGUAGUGCCGUUAGGAUAAAUAAUCACGAAACAAACCUACAAUUCUACCAGCGGGACUACAGAUGCAUUGGCGAUGAAGAGGAGUUGGAACAAUGCCCCAGUCACCGUAACAAUCUAAGAGACUGUCCCUCGCAUAUCUGGUUUCUAACUUGCAGCACGGAGGAGACAGCUACCACUCCCCAGAACGAGUCUACUUUUACACUGUCCACGAUCUCGGGUUCCUUGGUCUUCCUCGUCCUUGUCAUCAUGGUCCUCCUCGGUUACCUCUUCAGCAUAAGGAAAAGAGCUUCCAGACAUCGGCGAUGGAUCACAUUAUCCCGUGGACGGGAGGGGAAUCAACCAAGUGAGAGGGAGAGGAGAAUGAGGAGGACGAGGAGAGUGAGAGGAAGAAGCCAGGGACGUUCAGCACCUAAUGUCAACUCUAUCAGCAACGGACAGCAGGGGAACGACGGAGACUUACCGCCUUACUCGCGCCUUGAAGAAGAAGACACACCCCCGCCGUACACGCAGCUGCCAGUACCGCGGAUUGAGAUACCGGUGGUAGGUAGAGAAGAACGUUACGAGGCGCAGCCACCGCGGUGCACCGAAACCGACGCUAUCGAUUUCUUCCGAGAGCUUGAUGCUGAGCAGCUGCGGUUGCAGUACGAAAACGCCGCGGCUGAACGGUCUCCAUCGCGCUGCGGUCAACAACCGCCACCGGACUAUUUCACCGCGACUCAACUCCUGCAGGAGACACCUUGCUCUGUUAAUCAUCAGACUGAUAUAGACAAUGCUUCAUUAGCUGGUUCCUUAUGUUCUGAUGAUGAAGGAGAUGACAUCUCCCUAUCCAGCUGCCGUAGUCCAAUCCCCGUGAUCCCCAAACACACAGUCAAUUUAGACUCAACUGUGACGUCAGUAGAAGUGUAGUCAUGACAAGGAGAGCUAGAUAAAGCUAGAAAUAUUAUGAGAAAGAAAUCAGUUCAUGACAACAAUUAUAUUUCGUCUUAAACAACUAAUAAAAAUCUAUACAAAGCGCUAUUAAAAUGUUAUUUGCAUAUCAAUAUAUAGCCGGACAAUUACACUGUGAAAUGUGUGCCCAAUGUAAACAUAUUAUAACUGAGAUAGUAUAAUAAAAUGCCUUGAAUGAUUAAUGCCUUGAAUUAUUGACAUGAACAUGCUUCCAAUUCUUCUCAGAAUCAUUGAAUAUUCAUCGCGAUUGUCUAAACAUGUGUAAUUGAUUAAUCAACAACGUCAUCUGUAAUAUGGCGGUAAAAGGUUUGUUCGUCUUUGAAGUUAUUCACGUAAAUUUGAAAAUACAAGGACAAAAUGACUUAACAGUCUCAGAACAAUGUGAUAUGUAGAAUGUUUGUAUCAUUAGACUAUUUUGCUGGACGUGAAUAUGAUUUGGUUACACAUUUUUUAUUUCGAUCUAUGUACACGCAAAAUGAAAUAUCCCUCAAAUCCAUAACCGAAUUUAAU
Strongylocentrotus purpuratus (purple sea urchin) is the source of this 2069-nucleotide messenger RNA. RefSeq lists its product as uncharacterized. The transcript is spliced from 5 exons. The record is from RefSeq and is a predicted model, not a curated record. Bases 24 to 1517 code for a protein of 497 amino acids. NCBI's taxonomy places the organism in Eukaryota, Metazoa, Echinodermata, Echinoidea, Camarodonta, Strongylocentrotidae. Gene Ontology annotation, cellular component: membrane.